UUGUUAACGAGUGGAAAAUAAUUAGUGAUAAUUGAUUUGGAGAUCGCAGAAAAAAGAGAUUUCGAUUGCAUUUGUAGAAAAUUGUUGGAGAGAAGCGAUGGCAGCGGUUAAAUUAGACAGCCUUGGGAAGGAAAAAAUCGAGGAGAUCAUCAAUUCAUUUGACACGAUUUUGGCGGAUUGCGAUGGAGUUCUGUGGCUUCAAAACAAUCCAAUCGCCGAUGCAGCGAAUGUAAUGAAUGCAUUUCACAAUAGCGGAAAACGAAUUUUCUACGUAACAAACAACAGUACAAAAAGUCGAGAGGAGUUCGUUGCAAAAGCCACAAGUCUAGGUUUCAUUGCAAGCACUGACAGUGUUCUCUGUACAGCUUAUUUAAUAGCUAAUUAUCUAAAAGAUAUAAAUUUCACAAAGAAGGCGUACACAAUUGGAUCAACAGGGAUUACGAGGGAGUUGGAUAAAGCUGGAAUAUCUUAUUGCGGUGUGGGACCGGAUCCAGUCGGCGAAAAUUUCACCUACGAAGGGGCCUUCACUCCCGAUCCAGAUAUUGGAGCUGUCAUCGUCGGGUUUGAUCUGCAUUUCAACUACAUGAAAAUGAUGAAGGCUGCGACUUACCUUAAUAACAAAGAUACCCUGUUUAUUGCAAGCAAUACUGAUGAACGAUUUCCAGGAUCGGAAACACUUAUCAUUCCAGGAACUGGGAGCCUAGUGAAGAGUAUUGAGACGUGUUCUGAGCGUGAAGCAACAGUCAUGGGAAAACCAGCUCCCUACGCCGCGAUUAUGUUGCAGAAAAACUUCAAAAUUGAUCCGAAGCGUACCCUAAUGAUUGGUGAUCGUGCAAAUACGGAUAUUCUAUUCGGUAAAAGAUGUGGAUUCAAGACUCUACUCGUUCUAACUGGUGUAUCAACAAUCCAAGAUAUUGACAACUGGAGUAAGUCGAAUGAUCCAAAAAACAAAGAGUUAAUACCAGAUUAUUACACACAAACAAUCGGCGAUAUUCUGCCGCACAUAAAAAAUUUGAGUAAUUGAUGAUUAUUGAUUCUAGAAAAUCACAAUUUUACUAUUAUUUCUAAAUUUCUA
Messenger RNA from Fopius arisanus, 1075 nucleotides. RefSeq names its product phosphoglycolate phosphatase. Bases 98 to 1024 code for a protein of 308 amino acids. NCBI's taxonomy places the organism in Eukaryota, Metazoa, Arthropoda, Insecta, Hymenoptera, Braconidae. Gene Ontology annotation, molecular function: phosphatase activity. The record is from RefSeq and is a predicted model, not a curated record. The transcript is spliced from 5 exons.